Molecule: messenger RNA, 4648 nt
Organism: Cheilinus undulatus (humphead wrasse)
Lineage: Eukaryota; Metazoa; Chordata; Actinopteri; Labriformes; Labridae
Gene: ano5a
Product: anoctamin 5a
Exons: 22
Coding region: 150-3077 (975 amino acids)
Biological process (GO): chloride transmembrane transport
Cellular component (GO): plasma membrane
Molecular function (GO): chloride channel activity; protein dimerization activity
Source: RefSeq, a predicted model, not a curated record
GCACCCUGGCAAGCAGUCUAGUCUACUAGAGGAGGCGUCUCUGAACCGGCCGACUGUGAAGGGUCGGGACGGCAAGAUAGAAGUCGUCUGGCUGGGUUUAUCCCGGUGCACAUGAGGACCGAGAAGCUUGGAUACUCAGAGGACUCAAAAUGCACCGAAUAACGGGAAGGGCAGGAGGGGACAGUUUGAUUGAGAUGAGCCCCACAGACUCUGUCAAUGAUGACAUUAAUGGCUACCACCAACAUGGCUCAUCCGGCUCAGGAUCCCAGCAGGAACAAUCAGGGUCUCCUGUAAUGCCUGAUGUCAGUGUAGAGACCUGUGAGUCUCUAAACACCAGCCUGGUCUCGCUGGCCCCCUCUGACCACAGUGACAGUCCGCCGUUUGAGACCCAGACCUUAGAGCGUAUUGAUGAUUUGACUGGGCUGGCAAGAAAGCGGGCACUUUUCCUGAAGUUUCGUUCCAGGAUUGACAAACAGCAACAAAGUAAAGACUCCGUGUUCUUCCGGGAUGGACAGCGCAGGAUUGAUUUCGUCCUGUCCUAUGUUGACGAUAAAGAUGGUGAAAGAAAACUGGAAAGGAGGAAGGUGUACGAGUCAAAUCUUGAGAAAGUCGGCCUGGAGCUGGAGACAGAAGAUAAAAUGGAAUCAGAAGAUGGGAAGACUUAUUUUGUGAAGAUUCACGCUCCGUGGGAAGUGUUGGCCACCUACGCAGACGUGCUGAAGAUAAAGGUGCCAUUCAAGGCCAACGACAUCCCAGACAACAGCGAGAUGCCCAUGAAUUGGCUGGCUACUCCUUUCCGUCUGCCAGAGCACAUCAUGCAUCCUGAGCCGGAUUAUUUCACAGCCCCAUUCAACAAGAGCAAGUCCGACUUCUUCCUGAUUGAUGAUAAAGAGACAUUCUUUCCCCCUUCUACGCGCAACAGGAUAGUCUACUACAUCCUGUCCCGCUGUUCUUACACCAGGGAGGACUGUGCAGAUAGAGACAAGAAGGGAAUCAAGCGGUUACUUAACAAUGGCACUUACUCUUCUGCCUUCCCACUACAUGAUUGUAGAUACUGGAAAAAAUCAAGGGAUGCAAACUGCGAAAGUGAGAGGUACAAUCUCUACAGAUACUGGGCUGGAUUUGGCUCAUUCUUCAAGGAGCAGCCUCUCAAUCUUGUACGGAAGUACUAUGGGGAGAAGAUAGGUAUUUAUUUUGCUUGGCUGGGUUUCUACACAGAGAUGCUUUUUUUUGCAGCGGUUGUCGGGACGAUUUGUUUUGUCUACGGAUUCCUCACCUUUGAUGACAAUGAGUGGAGUAAAGAAAUUUGUAGUGAAGAAAUCGGAGGCGAAAUUGUCAUGUGCCCACUGUGUGACAAGAAAUGUGGCUACUGGAAGCUUAACUCAACAUGCAACUCCUCAUGGCAAUCACAUCUGUUUGACAAUGUGGCAACAGUGUUUUUUGCCAUAUUUAUGGGAAUCUGGGUGACACUCUUUCUGGAGUUUUGGAAGAGGCGGCAGGCUCGUCUCGAGUAUGAGUGGGAUCUGGUUGACUUUGAGGAGGAACAACAGCAACUGCAGCUUCGACCAGAGUAUGAGACCAAGUGCACCAACCGCAAGCUGAACCGCAUCACUCAGGAAAUGGAGUUGGUUCUUCAAAGGACUCCUACAGAUAUAGUGGGGAAAAUGUUUGUGUGCUGGGCCACCGUGAUACUCUGGAUCUCAUUGAUUAUUGCCUGCAUCAUUGGGGUGAUAGCGUACCGCCUGGCGGUAUACGCAGCCUUCGCCAGCAUCAUGAAGGACAACCCCACCACCCAACUGCAGGUGGUUGGUCCGUUGAUCACACCGCAGUUGGCCACCUCCGUCACCGCCUCCUGCAUCAACUUUGUCAUCAUCAUGGUUCUUAACCUCAUGUAUGAGAGAGUGGCUGUCUGGAUCACUGACAUGGAAAUCCCCAAGACCCACCUGGAGUAUGAAAACAAGCUGACAGUGAAGAUGUUCCUCUUCCAGUUUGUAAACUACUACUCCUCCUGCUUUUAUGUGGCUUUCUUCAAGGGCAAAUUUGUCGGCUAUCCUGGAGAUUAUGCUUAUAUGUUUGGCAAGUGGAGCAAACUGAGGAAUGAAGAGUGUGACCCUGGUGGCUGUUUGAUUGAGUUAACCACCCAGCUGGUGAUCGUGAUGACAGGUAAACAGGUUUGGGGCAACAUCCAGGAGGCUCUCGUCCCGUGGUUGAUGAACUGGUGGGGCAGCCGAAAAGCACGAAGCCACCCAGAGAGUCUGUACAGCCGCUGGGAGCAGGACCAUGACCUGCAGGGCUUUGGACAACUGGGCCUCUUCUAUGAGUACCUGGAAAUGGUGAUCCAAUUUGGUUUCAUCACCCUUUUUGUUGCCUCCUUCCCCCUGGCACCCCUGUUGGCUCUCAUAAACAACAUAAUUGAGGUGAGAGUGGAUGCCUGGAAGCUCACCACACAGUUCAGACGUCCUGUAGCAGCAAAAGCCCACAGCAUAGGAGCCUGGCAGGAGAUCCUUAACGGGAUGGCUGUCCUCUCUGUUGUCACAAAUGCGUUCAUCGUGGCCUUCACCUCUGAUAUGAUCCCUCGGCUCGUUUACAUGUACGCCUAUCAGCCAGACGGGGAGAUGAAUAUGAAGGGCUACAUAAACAACAGCCUGUCUGUGUUUAACAUCUCUGAGAUCCCGCUGGCCAAUAGGCCUGAGGAUGGGGAGAACCCUCUCUGGUUCAACAGCUCCAUCACAGCCUGCAGGUAUCGUGAUUAUCGCUACCCUCCAGGCCAUGAGAAGCAGUACUCCCACACCAUGCAGUUCUGGCACAUUAUAGCUGCCAAGCUGGCUUUCAUCAUCAUCAUGGAGCACGUCGUCUUCGUUGUGAAGUUCUUUGUGGCCUGGUUGAUUCCUGACAUUCCCUCCGAUGUCAAGGCUCGAGUGAAGAGAGAGCGCUACCUGGUCCAGGAGUACCUCCAUGACUACGAGGUGGAGAAGCUGAAGAUCCAGCUCAGCCAAAACAGCCAGGAUGGGUGUACCUGCACACCUAUGAUCUAUCCGUCCUUACCCAGACAUGAGGUGCUGUCAGAGUGUCUCUAGCCCAGCGAGCAGCUGCUCAGUCAGCUCCACAGGAAGAGAAGUCACAGUAAAAUAGAUUGUCCUGCUUGUUUAUUUAGAUACUGACCAUCACUCUGCUGUAGUUCUAUUUAAGAGCUUGAGGCUUCACUUCUACACCAAACUUCUUGACUAAUCUGCUGACAAAGAAAGUGCACACGUGAAAGACUAAGUCUCCCUGCAUGCUGAAAUCUGAGGCAGAUUUAACCCUGCCUCAUAUUUAUGUCUUGUCACUCUCUGUUAUAAUCAAAGUGCUGAAGAUAAUCCAAACUUGCUGUAAGGGAAGGAGAGAAACUAGAAAACACUGUGUCUAAGACAAGCAACAUACGCUUGCCGUAAUACAAGACUAUUUAUUGAAGUGCCACUAUGAGUAACCAAAGGUUAGAUGCCUUAAUAUAUCACACACUUACUGUAUUAUUGUCUCCAUCAGCCUUUCCAGUACAGCUGAUAUUAUUGAAAACUGAGAGUUUGCUUAUUAUGGGGCUUUUAUUUUUCAGAUGCACAGCUGUAUGAAGGCUUACAGUGGCAUAAAUUGUAAGUCAAUAUUAAAUUCUACUUCAGGCCAAGAUCUGAGUGAAGUUUUUUUUUUUUUUUUUUUUAUGAAGGGUAACCUGUGCUGCUGUUGCUACUGUGAGGACACAUUUAGUCCAGCCAUGGCCAGUUCGAAGCACUAUCAGCUGUUCGAAGAUCACUGUUGACAUUUUUCUGUAGAGUAGCAGCUUUAAAACAGAGAAAGUGAAGAGAUCCCUUUUUAAUGUGCCUCUGUUUACCAAAACAAACUAAUGACAGCCUGCUGUGCUCUAUGAACUUUGUUCACUCCUUCACACAAAGCUCAUCAGCCAUCGCCUUGCUCCUGUGCUGCUGCUUUCCUCAGCUGUGUCUGUGUAAAGGAGAAAGGAUACACAUUCUGUUUUAUUGUUUAUUUUUGCACAAAGCACUUAAUGAAACAAGACUACCAAGACAUAAACAUGUUGGUCUACUUUUUAAGACACUACGCGUUCAUAAUCAGUGUUUGGAAGCAGCUAUGUGGAUUAUUUUUGUUUAUUUCAAUGCGACACCAGUUGUACUGUAGGGAAGUAGAAGAAUUUGAUGUUUGAGUUGAUCCGAAAGGGGAAAUGUGUAGCUUUUUGUUUAGGAAUUGUAUGAAGGACUUUGUGUUUAUCAGGCUGCCUACAUAAAACUCUGUGUUGUUGAAGAAUUUAAAAAAUGCUUGCUUUGCUACAAACUCGGGCAACUAAAUGCAUGUAACUGUAGCUGAGAGCAAUGUUCAAGUUUCCACAUACUCUGCUUAGAUAAACUCAUGCCUGGUGAUGCCUUAAUAUUUACAUAACCAUUUUUUCUACAUUGUAUUUAAUUUCCCUGUACAUCUCUUUUAAUGAUUUUUUUUAAUGUCUUUUUUUGUUAUGAUUCAGUUUUAAUUUUAUACUACUUGGAAAAAAAGGUGAAUCUGUUUUACUGUAAAACAAAUUACAUUUUAGUUUUUUUUGUAAUUGUCCUGUAUCCAAACUGUAAACAUUGAUAAAUGUCUAAAAAUAAACUUUAUCAGUUCAACUUGA